UACCCCGCUCUGUCAGAACUCGCCCGCAGAGUUUUAUCGAUGCCGACAUCGUCAGCAGCCGCGGAGCGCAGCUGGAGUAUCUACACGUUCAUUCACAGCAAGUACCGCAACAAACUUCUGUCGGACAGGGCUAUGAAGCUGCUGUUCGUCUAC
Messenger RNA from Phytophthora sojae, 153 nucleotides. RefSeq lists its product as hypothetical. The transcript has a single exon. NCBI's taxonomy places the organism in Eukaryota, Oomycota, Peronosporomycetes, Peronosporales, Peronosporaceae. The record is from RefSeq and is a predicted model, not a curated record. The annotation marks the transcript as partial. Gene Ontology annotation, molecular function: protein dimerization activity.